AUGGCAAGCCCCAACCUGGACAGCCUGCCCAUGCAGCCGAAAUACGCAUCUACCCUGCCUGAUGAAACGAAGCAAUUAGCAACCGAGACGAACUCGCUACUUAACAGUAACUGGUCUCUCGAUGAAGAGCAGAUGGGCUUAAAAAAGACGUUCUAUUUUAAAACAUACACAAAAUGCCAGGACUUUUUCAACAUGGUCGCUAUUAGGAGUAAAUCGGCAAACCACCAUUCGACAAUGACAGUUAAAUUCCGUUCUGUUCAUAUACAUUGGACAACUCACAGUCCACCUGGCCUCUCCGCAAAGGACACCUUGAUGGCACAGUACUGCGACGAGCAAGCUAAGAUGCUAGGCGCAGUGGAUCAAAGUGAAGUUCAGACGUGCGCUUGA
Blastomyces dermatitidis ER-3 is the source of this 387-nucleotide messenger RNA. RefSeq lists its product as uncharacterized. Lineage: Eukaryota; Fungi; Ascomycota; Eurotiomycetes; Onygenales; Ajellomycetaceae. The record is from RefSeq and is a predicted model, not a curated record. Gene Ontology annotation, biological process: tetrahydrobiopterin biosynthetic process. Gene Ontology annotation, molecular function: 4-alpha-hydroxytetrahydrobiopterin dehydratase activity. The coding region runs from base 1 to 387 and encodes 128 amino acids. The transcript has 3 exons.